Molecule: messenger RNA, 919 nt
Organism: Sebastes umbrosus (honeycomb rockfish)
Lineage: Eukaryota; Metazoa; Chordata; Actinopteri; Perciformes; Sebastidae
Product: parvalbumin beta 2-like
Exons: 5
Coding region: 168-497 (109 amino acids)
Cellular component (GO): nucleus; cytoplasm
Molecular function (GO): calcium ion binding
Source: RefSeq, a predicted model, not a curated record
UGCUUUGCACACAGUGUCCAUUACAUGGCCUAUGCAUCAUAUUUCGGCUCAGUGAAGGUAUAUAAGCCUGCAAGAGUGGCUGAGGGAAGUCACUGCAGUGAGCAGAUUCAUCCAAAGCGAAUCCCCCUCUUAGUCCUUACGGAUAACCCUAAGCUAAAAAAAUAAAAAUGGCAUUAGCAGCAUCCCUCAACGCGGCUGACAUCACUGCAGCCCUUGCAGCUUGUCAAGGAGCCGACACUUUCAAACACAAGGACUUCUUCGGCAAGGUCGGUCUGUCCGCCAAGAGCGCCGAUGACAUCAAGAAUGCCUUCAAAGUCAUUGACCAGGACAAGAGUGGCUUCAUUGAGGAGGAUGAGCUGAAGCUGUUCCUGCAGAACUUCUCUGCCUCUGCCAGAGCUCUCACCGAGGCUGAGACCAAGGCCUUCCUCAAGGCCGGUGACAGCGAUGGCGACGGCAUGAUCGGAAUGGAUGAGUUUGCCGCCAUGGUCAAGGGUUAAAUGAAGAAACUGACCAACAUCUUACUUCACUACUCUAAAGGAACAACUUGAGCCAAGACAUCCAUUUCCUCUCUUCUUCUCCUCUUCCCUCUCACUCUCUCUCUUCAGCUCUACACACCAGUUUUAUACACUUGACCUUUCCCCCCCCCCUCCCGGACCGUAAACAAACUGCUCCCCCCAAUCCCCUACCCUUCCCCCUCUCACUCUCUCUCUAUCUGGCCAUGCUCACCCUUAUGCUGUCCACGAUGAAUGUACCUGACUGAAGUGUAUAGCGCGGUUGACUUGUGUCUUUCUCUCUCUCUCUCACUUCUGUCCCAGUUUUACUAUGUGAGUUUUUGCUUACUGUGAGAUCAGCGAUGAUGCUCUUUUAAUGGGAAACGGACAGACGAUGAGACAACAAUAAAGGUUCUUUUUCAAUAACA